This is a messenger RNA of Manihot esculenta (cassava), 2137 nucleotides long. RefSeq names its product protein NRT1/ PTR FAMILY 4.5. Gene Ontology annotation, cellular component: membrane. Gene Ontology annotation, biological process: transmembrane transport. The transcript has 5 exons. Gene Ontology annotation, molecular function: transmembrane transporter activity. NCBI's taxonomy places the organism in Eukaryota, Viridiplantae, Streptophyta, Magnoliopsida, Malpighiales, Euphorbiaceae. The record is from RefSeq and is a predicted model, not a curated record. The coding region runs from base 101 to 1996 and encodes 631 amino acids.
AUCUCAGGCCAUUCCACCAUUUUUGUAUUUUUUUUUUCUUUUUCCCAAGAAUCGUAUCUUUAACUUCUUGGAGUUCCUCUUCAAUAUUUCUAAAAAUUUUAUGCGAACGCAGGACGAUAUGGAGGCGACUGAGGCAGAGUACAACUCCCUCAGCAAGAGAGAGAAAGGGAAAGGAGGAUUUAGAGCUUGCUCGUUUGUUUUUGUGAUGGUGGCACUUGAAAACAUGGGUUUCAUAGCAAACAUGGUUAGCUUGGUUCUUUAUUUUCUCGGCGUGAUGUUCUUCGAUACAGCUAGCUCCUCGAACACUCUCACCAACUUAAUGGGAGCUACGUUCUUGCUCACCGUUGUUGGUGGCUUCAUUUCUGAUACUUACUUGAGCAGACUUACCACUGUUCUGAUUUUUGGAGUAAUUGAGAUUCUGGCUUUGAUAAUGAUGACAAUUCAAGCUCAUGCAAAGAGUCUGCAGCCAACAUACUGUGGCCCUGGGAGGUCAAGUUGUGUGGAGGGUAAAACAGCUGUUAUGCUCUAUGCCUCACUUGCUCUGCUAGCUUUGGGUUCAGGUGGUGUGAGGGGAGUUCUUCCUUCACUUGGUGCAGAUCAGUUUGAUCAGAAUGAUCCAGAAGAAGCUAAGGCUCUGGCUACCUACUUCAAUUGGAUUAUACUUAGCACGGUGCUUGGGGCAACUAUAGGCGUCACAGGCAUUGUUUGGGUUAGCGUCAAUGAUGCUUGGUACAAGGGGUUCAUGAUAUCAACCAUAGCAACCUUUGUUGGUUUUGCUGUUCUUCUACUGGGGAAGCCUUUCUACCACCAACGAAAACCCGGAGAGAGCCCCUUCAUAAGAAUCGCACAGGUUAUUGUUUUAGUAUUUAAAAACCGGCGAUUAUCACUACCGGCCAGACCUGAUGAACUAUAUGAGAUCAGUGAGAAAGAUACAAUUUCUCUAGAGGGAAAAAUUGCACAUACUGACCAAUUCAGAUUCCUAGACAAAGCCGCCAUUGUUCCUAAAGACCUGAACAUUGCACCAUGGAGAGUAUGCACUGUGACCCAAGUUGAAGAAGUGAAGAUCCUAACAAGAAUGUUGCCUAUAUUAUUCAGCACUAUGAUAAUGAACACAUGUUUAGCUCAACUUCAGACAUUCUCAGUACAACAGGGAUAUGAGAUGGACAAGAAUCUCGGAAAGCUCAAAGUUCCUGCACCUUCAGUUCCUGUAAUUCCACUACUUUUCAUGGUCAUACUCAUUCCUGCUUACGAGUUCCUUUUCGUUCCUUUUGCUCGAAAGAUCACAGGUCACCCAUCAGGCAUCACGCAACUCCAACGCGUAGGAGUUGGUCUUGUUCUAUCUGCCAUAUCAAUGGCUGUAGCAGGUAUCGUUGAGGUGAAACGAAGGGACCAAAUGCAUAAAGACCCAGCACAUCCCAUAAGUCUUUUUUGGCUUUCCUUCCAAUAUGGGAUUUUUGGAAUAGCAGACAUGUUUACACUUGUUGGGUUAAUGGAAUUUUUCUACAAGGAAGCACCUUCAGGGAUGAAAUCUCUGUCAACUUCAUUUACAUUUCUAUCUUUAUCUUUUGGCUACUUCUUGAGUUCUGUUUUCGUUAGCAUCAUUAACAAGGUUACUGAAAGAGUUACUCCCAGCAAAAAAGGAUGGUUACAUGGUGAAGGUAUAGAUGAUAAUAAUUUAAAUCUUUUCUACUGGUUCUUAGCCGUCCUCAGCUGCAUCAACUUUGUAAACUAUCUUUUUUGGGCCUCAUGGUACAAGUACAAGGUAGACGAUGUAGAUUGUAUUAAGCCUGAUUUAAUAAGGAGUACAGAUGGUUUGCUUCUUACCAAGGUGGAGAAUACUCCUGAUCUGAGUGUGGUUAAGGCUGAGGUAGAAGAGAAUACAAAAGAGAAAGUGGUGGAAACAAGUGAAGCUGAAGCUCCGUCUUCUGAUCUGCAGCCUAAGGAUGAUAAAGAAAACCAACAAACCCAUGAGCAAGAGACUCGAUCUGGCAACUAGGUUGCUAAAGCAGCUGAUUUCUUUCUUUCUUUCUUUUUAAAUUCCCUUUGGUCAGCUGUUGUGUUUUCGCCAGAUUAAUGUUUCCUUCUCAUUAACUCCUGUGAAUCUGAUGUCCGGAGGCUUUUUUUGUUUUUUUGUUUU